This is a messenger RNA of Cynara cardunculus var. scolymus (artichoke), 1365 nucleotides long. RefSeq lists its product as uncharacterized. The transcript has 5 exons. The coding region runs from base 1 to 1365 and encodes 454 amino acids. The record is from RefSeq and is a predicted model, not a curated record. NCBI's taxonomy places the organism in Eukaryota, Viridiplantae, Streptophyta, Magnoliopsida, Asterales, Asteraceae. Gene Ontology annotation, molecular function: nucleic acid binding; zinc ion binding.
AUGAAGCGGGUUACCGAUUUCGUGCGGCAAGUUCUUAAUGAACAUCAAAAGGAGGAUAUUGUGAAAGGGAAGCGGGUUGAUACGGAUCCAAUUGUAGCUAUUGAAUGGCUAUUGAACACAGAAAAAGUGUUUCGGAUCUCCAAAGUCUCUAAAGAGGAUAAGUAUGAGACCCAGUUCAACAUGAAGGCACAUUUUGCUUCACGUUUUGUUACCUCUGAACAACCCAAGAUUGAACAUUUUGUUGACGGUCUGAGGAGAGAGAUUAAAGAAUUUGUAUCAAAUCGUGAUCUUACAAGUUUUCGGAGAGCGGUUGAAUGUGCUAGACGACGAGAACACGAACUUUCUUUCUAUGGUGAAUCCACACCCGAACCAAAGAGACAGAGAACUAAAAUAACAACUUUUGUACCUUCAAACACACCUCGCGCAUGCCAACGAUGUGGCAAGGCGCACUCGGGACGAUGUUUCUUUGAACCAUCCAAAAUGUCGUGUUAUUCCUGUGGUGAAGUUGGGCAUAUUCGUACAAAUUGCCCAAGACGAGAUCGAGCGUGUUAUACUUGUGGAGCUUAUAUACAUCAUCAGCUUAAAUGUCCAAAUGCCCAACGUGAGGAUAGUAAGGCCUCAGUACGACAACCAAUGGUGGGGGGUUCCUCAACCCGAAAGGAGGAAGUACCAAAAGCAAGAGUUAGAGCGUUCCAGAUCACAGCAGAGGAGGCUCGGGAGGAGCCGGAGCUCGUCACUAGUAUAUUUUUCGUGAAUUCUCAUCCUGCACGUAUAUUGUUUGAUUCUGGUUCUACGUAUUCCUUCAUGUCGCAUGCCUUUGUUCGUUUUCUCGAAUCUGUUCCUGUACUUUUUGAUAGACCAUUUUCUGUGGAUACCGCUAGUGGAACCCCUUUAUUAGCUGAUAGAGUAUUCAAAGAUUGUACAUUAGUAUUGGAGGAUCAAAAUUUCUCAGUAGACUUAAUCUUUAUUAGCAAAUCGGGCGGAUAUUAUUUGCGUGCAACGGAUGAUCCGAAUACAGUUAGUGAAGAAGAUUAUGUUUAUGUGUACGGAGAAAAAGGGGUCGGUGACAUCAAGGUAAUUUCUGUACUCAAAGCUCGUCGAUAUUUAUCUAAGGAGUGCACUUCUUUCAUGGCAUAUGUUUUAGAUGCCACUAAAGAAAGAAACAAGUUGGCGAAGGAUGUACCUGUGGUAUGUGAAUUUCAGGAUGCAUUUCCUGAUGAUUUGCCUGGUCUACCACCGGACAGGCAAGUAGAGUUUCGAAUUGACCUUGUGCCAGGUGCUGCACCUAUUGCAACGGACACCCUAUCGUCUUGCCCCGGCAGAAAUGAAAGAAAUGAUGAGCCAAUUACAGGGAUUAUUGGAUAA